This is a messenger RNA of Argiope bruennichi, 662 nucleotides long. It is a transcript of the gene mago, whose product is annotated as protein mago nashi homolog. The coding region runs from base 151 to 594 and encodes 147 amino acids. The transcript has 5 exons. The record is from RefSeq and is a predicted model, not a curated record. Gene Ontology annotation, cellular component: catalytic step 2 spliceosome; exon-exon junction complex; nucleus. Lineage: Eukaryota; Metazoa; Arthropoda; Arachnida; Araneae; Araneidae. Gene Ontology annotation, biological process: RNA splicing.
UCUGUAGCUAAAAAUCCCUAAAUCCCCCUCAUUCAAACAAACAAACAAUACCAUCACGGUUAUAGUGCGGUGCCGUGUGUGUGCUUAACUGAUAUGUUUAAAUUAUAACUGCGAUAUUCAUUUUCUUGUAUUUUAUAUUAGCAGUCAAACAUGUCGUCCAGUGAUUUUUAUCUAAGAUAUUAUGUUGGCCAUAAAGGAAAAUUUGGUCAUGAAUUUCUUGAAUUUGAAUUCAGACCAGACGGUAAAUUGAGAUAUGCAAAUAAUUCAAAUUACAAAAAUGAUACAAUGAUUCGCAAAGAGGCAUAUGUACAUAAAUGUGUCAUGGAAGAACUUAAGAGAAUAAUUGAAGACUCUGAAAUAAUGAAGGAAGAUGACAAUUUGUGGCCUCAACCUGAUCGUGUUGGUCGUCAAGAACUUGAGAUUGUAAUGGGAGAUGAACAUGUUUCUUUUACAACUUCAAAAAUAGGAUCAUUAGUUGAUGUCAAUCAGAGCAAAGAUCAAGAUGGUCUACGAUGCUUUUAUUAUCUUGUGCAAGAUCUGAAAUGUCUUGUGUUUUCUCUUAUUGGCCUUCAUUUCAAGAUUAAACCUAUAUAAAUUGUGUUUCUCUGUAUCAUCAAUUCAUCAUAAUUCAUUCUUUCUCAAUAAACUGAUCAUAACAGUUA